Messenger RNA from Schistosoma spindalis, 1700 nucleotides. NCBI's taxonomy places the organism in Eukaryota, Metazoa, Platyhelminthes, Trematoda, Strigeidida, Schistosomatidae. The record is from the annotation of a GenBank genome assembly.
AUGUUUAUCAAUAAUAAUUGCACAGGUAUUAACAUAGAUAAUGAAAAUAACACCAACUGUGAUAAUUUUGAGGAAUCUGCUUGCCACAACCAAAUAUCAAAUGACUUCCUUAGAAAUCAUUUAUUACAUUCAGAUGAUUUCAUCAUAAAUAUUUUGAAGAAUACAAUGAAUGUAAAUGAAUCACAUCUUAUGGCUGCCAUUAAUUACUACCGAUCUUGUAUCACAAACUCCAAGGAGGAGAAAUCGUCAAGAAAAGAGAAAAUUGUUCAAUUAAUAUCAUCCCUUUUCAACGGAUGGUUAUCGCCACUAGAUUCUGACAAGAUCUCCUCCAAUAUUAGCAACAAUAUACCUGAUGAUAAAUUGUUCAAUCUCACCAAUUUAAUUUUACCACUGAUAUUUCAAAAUGGACGAACAACUAUAUUUUCUUUAAACGUAGUUCGAAGUAGAAACAAAAAUAUAAAUCUAUAUAUUUAUUCGGUCAACAAUGGAGAAGGAAUAGAAGAACAAAUUUUCAAGUUAUUGGAGAAUUUUGAAGUGGGAGAAAAUAAGGAAGAAUUGGCUAAAGGUGUUUUCAAUUUAUAUUCAGACAUUCAAAAUGUACUUGAAAUAUUUGAUCAAUUAAAGAUCACUUUGAUCCAAUUAUUAUCAUCCAAUUCAUGGUUCAAUGAAAACAAUAAAGGCACUAUUGAUCAGGUUAAAAAUAUUAGUUUAUCAAUAAUUUCAUCGGAAUCAUUGAAUGUGGAGGAAAGAGAGAACAAAGAUUUUAUAUUCAAUAAUAAAAUUCUAGAAAAUAAUUACUUUAUGAAUGCAUACUACGCUCAGAAGACCAAACUCCUUAAAUCAUUUGGCGCAACUUUACAUAAAUAUGAUGAACCAGAGGUCUCCAGUUUCACGCCAUACAUAUCAGGAUUGGACAAAGAUUAUAACAUUCAAAUAUCUACUGGGUUUCUACAUCCACCGUAUUUCAAUGGAUCAUAUUCAAUGUCUGAAAAAUAUGGGAUUAUCGGUUGGAUUAUAGGACGUGAGCUUAUGUCUGCAGUUUCUGGUGAAGAUCAGAUAAAUGAACCAGAACAAUCCCAGUUCAUAUGUGAAGCAACAGAUCUAGAAUCAUUUGAAUCACAACUCUGUUGUUUACAAAAACAAAACAGUUUCCGAAUGUUUGGAAAAAAGAAUUUCAGAUCAUUGUCAAAUGAUAUUAAUGGGCUUAUGUUAUCCUUUACAACAUAUAGAAGGAUUUGCAUGCAAAAUCGUAAAAAUCUAGAUGGAGAAUUGUUUUUCACAACAUUUGCAAAGAUGAUGUGUGGUAGCUACUUUAAUGAUACAAUUAAUAACAAGUUCAAAUUGUCCAAGCUAAAUUAUACAUUCAGUGUUAAUGAUCUUCUGAAACAUAGUCAAGAAUUCUCCGACGUAUACCAAUGUUCAGUCGAUUCCAAAAUGAAUCACGCAAAAAAAUGUAUUCUUUGAAUGAAUUUAGAAGUUAUGUGCUUUAAAAUAUUGGUUUAAAUGUGUCUUCAAUUUCGUAACCAUAUUGAUGGUAAUGUAUUUGUUUAUCUUGUUCAAUAAUAAACAAUCAAUUGAUUUUGGCGAUAGCGUGAAUGGACUCAUUUUAAUCCAGUUGAAGAAAUAUUUCAUUUUUUUUAAUACUGUUUCUACAAUACUCAAAUAUUUUAUAAAUUAAAUAAAUCAUUUUGAAGUUGAAA